GCAGUCCAAGGGACUCUCAAGAGUCUUCUUCAACACCACAGUUCAAAAACAACCUACUACAGAUUUGUUGGAAGUUUGAUAUAGUUAAAAUUGUCCAUCCUCCUUUGAGUUUCUGUUUUCUAAAAGAAAGGUUUCCCCAUGCUGUGGCCAUUAAUAUACUUCAAAAGUUUUAAAGUUUUGCUUUUUUUUUUGCAAUUAGUGCUUAAUACAUCUAGGACUUCACUGUCUAAAAAGUAGCCACUGUCCACAUGUGAGUAUGUAAAUUAGAAUUAUUAAAAAUUCAGUGUCUCAGUCACACUAGCCAUAUAUAUCCAGUGCUUAAUCUUCAUAUGUGUCUCAUGCCUACCGUAUUGGAUAGCAAUGAUACAAAAUAUUUCUAUCAUUGUGGCAAAUUCUAUUGGCAGCACUGAUGUAGGACAGUAGUUUUCAACCAAGGGAGAUUUUACAUCCUGUCCUUCCCACCAGGGAACACUUGGUGAUGUCUAGAAACCCUUUUGUUUUUCAUGACCAGUGGGACAGUUCUACUGGUAUGUAGUAAAUGGAGGCCUGGAAUGCUGUUAAACAUCACACAAUACAUAGGAGAGCCCCCUAUAACAAACACCAUGCCAAUAGUUCUAACUAUGGGAAACACCAUCCCAGAAUGUAUUUUGUCGUGAGGUGUGAGAUGAAGGAGCUUCUUUUCUCCUCUGACUAGCCAGUCAACUACACAUCAUUUUCUGUGUGUACUUGAUCUAUUUCCCUCUGGUUUGUAGUGAAUCUAGAGAUUUUUUUUCCCUCAAAUGACACAGAAGGUCCUAUUGUCUUGCAUAUGAUUUCUUAAAACUGACUUCCAUUUUCUUACAGAUUCUUAGACUCUGCAAGUAAAGAUAACCUGGUGUUCCCAGUAUAUCAUGGCUUCAUCUUCAAGCGGCCUCUCUACUGGGAGUACCAGCUCAAAGCUGAAGUCUGUGAAGUUACUUGAGGUUCUGAAUGCUCUGGAAGAGGAGGAAUCUCACACUAGGGAAGAGAUCUUCAUUGCACCACCCAAAAAUGCUGCAGGGGACUUCACUGAUGAAGACUCAGGUGAUGAAGAUGGCCAGCGAGGAACCCACGUGCCCGGUAAUGUGUUGCAUGCUUUUGUGGUCCCUGAGGACUCUGGCACCGCAGAGGAGGAGGAGGAUGACCUGCAGCUGCAGCCAGCCACGAAGAAACGGAAGGCAGUAGUGGAACCUCAACGUGUUUGGACCAAAAGAGAUAUCCACCCGGACUUCAGCAGUUGGACAGCAACAGAUCCUCAUAUGGAAGAUCUCAAAAGCCAGGAACUGAGUCCUGUAGGUCUCUUUGAACUGUUUUUUGAUGAAGGAACAAUUAAUUUUAUUGUUAAUGAAACCAAUCGUUAUGCUAGGCAGAAAAAUGUCAACCUGGGUCUGACAGCCCAGGAAUUGAAGUGUGUCUUAGGCAUUUUGAUUUUAAGUGGGUAUAUCUCUUAUCCAAGGAGAAGGAUGUUUUGGGAAACAUCUCCUGACUCACAUCAUCAUCUUGUGGCUGAUGCAAUUCGAAGGGACAGAUUUGAACUGAUCUUCUCAUACCUGCAUUUUGCAGAUAACAAUGAGCUUGAUGAAAGUGAUAGGUUUGCCAAGGUCAGGCCUCUUAUCGUACGCAUGAACUGCAAUUUCCGGAAGCAUGCACCCUUGGAAGAGUUCUAUAGCUUUGGUGAAUCCAUGUGUGAAUACUUUGGACACCGGGGGUCUAAGCAGCUGCCUUCGGGGAAGCCUGUGCGGCUGGGCUACAAGAUCUGGUGUGGGACGACCAGCAGGGGCUAUCUGGUGUGGUUUGAGCCCUCCCAGGGCACAGUGUUCACUAAGCCAGACAGGGGCCUGGACCUGGGAGGCAGUAUGGUGGUGAAAUUUGUGGAUGCACUUCAGACACGUGGCUGUCUGCCAUACCACAUAUUUUUUGACAAGGUUUUUACAAGUGUCAAAUUGAUGUCCAUUUUAAGGAAGAAAGGAGUGAAGGCCACAGGAACUGUUCGUGAGUACAGAACUGAGCGUUGUCCCCUUAAAGAUCCCAAAGAACUGAAGAAAAUGAAGAGGGGUUCAUUUGAUUACAAAGUUGAUGAGAGUGAGGAGAUCAUUGUGUGCCGCUGGCACGAUAGCAGUGUGGUCAACAUCUGCUCCAAUGCUGUGGGCAUAGAGCCGGUGGGGCUGACCAGCCAUCACUCGGGAGCAGCCAAGAUGCAGACCCAGGUUCAUCAGCCAUCCCUGCUGAGACUGUACCAGGAGAAGGUGGGGGGUGUUGGCCGUAUGGACCAGAACAUCGCCAAGUACAAGGUGAAGAUCCGGGGUAUGAAGUGGUACUCAAGUUUCAUUGGUUAUGUUAUUGAUGCAGCUCUUAACAAUGCUUGGCAGCUGCAUAGGAUAUGCUGCCAUGAUGCCCAGGUGGACCUCCUGGCCUUCCGAAGAUAUGUGGCCUGUGUGUACUUAGAGAGCAAUGCAGACACGUCAUCCCAAGGGAGGAGAAGCAGGCGGCUGGAAACUGAGAGCCGCUUCGACAUGAUUGGGCACUGGAUCAUCCACCAGGACAAGAGGACCCGCUGCGCCCUGUGCCACUCACAGACCAACACCCGCUGCGAGAAGUGCCAGAAGGGCGUCCACGCCAAGUGCUUCAGGGCAUACCACAUCCGGUAAUGCCUGACGGGCAGAGGGGGCCCUCGGGGUAUUCGGUUUGCAAUGAGAUGUUUACAGCUAGGUACAGAGAGCAUUUGGGGCACUUGUGUGUAGUGUUGACAAAAAGAAACCUGAGUCCUUGAUUUGGUUUUGUAUUUUUCCCCAUUUUCAUUACAGUUACCUUUUAAUUAUCUUCUAUUAUGCCUACAUGUAAUAUACAUUAAUGUUUAUAUUAGUCAUCAUAAAUUUUUGUAAAUAUAUAUUUUAUACAGCUAUUUAUUUCAACUUAUGGGCCCUUUUUAUUCAAAUAAAAUUCUUCCUUUGGGGUAUAGCUGUCUGGUAAGGACAAUUGAAUGUAACCAAAACCUUAGAGAAACUUGUGAACAGUAAAAGGAUUUUAUAGUAUAUGCUAUCAGUUAUACUAAUCUGAUAUAGGCAAUAUUGUAUCAAUAUGAUGAAGGAUAGCUUAAUCAUAUUUAUUUCAUUGUAAUCUAAUGCUAGCAAAUUAUCCAGGGAUAGAUAAUCUGCCAUUAUUUACCCAGCUGACUAGAUUUAUAGAGUUUGUAUUUUCUUGAUAAAAAAUAUUUUCCUAAUACAUGUAUAUUCAUAUGGAAUCCAUUUUUAUAAAUAGUGUGAAGGAGGGAAUUUUUUCACCUAAAUGGAUGGUCAGCAUCAUUUAUUAAAGGUUAAAUAUAUUUCCCCAAGGAUUUAAAUUCUACCUUUAAAAAUUCCUGAACUUUGGGGAAAAGUAUUGAAACAAAGAAAAGAGUUUAUGUUGGAAAGCCUAGUGGAAUGUAAUCCAGAAGAAUAUAAGAAAUACAUAUAAAAAUUUGGAUUUAAUCAAAAACCUAA
Odocoileus virginianus texanus is the source of this 3497-nucleotide messenger RNA. Lineage: Eukaryota; Metazoa; Chordata; Mammalia; Artiodactyla; Cervidae. The record is from RefSeq and is a predicted model, not a curated record.